UCCGCUCGUCUCUGUGACCGCUUCUCACCUGGGCCUGCCGCCGCCUUCGCCGCUGGGAGGGUGCAGGAGCUGUCACCUCUGCUCCGCCGAGUCGAAGGAGAGAAAAAGGCAUCGAGGAUGAUGACUAGAAGCCUGGGCUGCUAGAGACCUAUUAGUACCGUUGUCAGAGACUUGGAGCACUGUCUUUGUUGUGAUCCUUGCCGUUACGUGUCUGGAUAUCCUGUUGAACCCUUUUAAGAAUUCAGAGAAACUGCCAGGUGACCACCGAGAAAAGAUCUAAUCUUAAGGCUUACGCAUCUACCACACCAGAACCAUGUCCUACGUUUUUGUAAAUGAUUCUUCCCAGACCAAUGUGCCCUUGCUACAAGCCUGUAUUGACGGAGACUUUAACUAUUCCAAGAGGCUUUUGGAAAGUGGCUUUGACCCAAACAUUCGCGACAGCAGGGGCCGAACGGGCCUUCACCUUGCAGCGGCCCGCGGGAACGUGGACAUCUGCCAGCUGCUGCAUAAGUUCGGUGCUGACCUUCUGGCCACAGACUACCAAGGGAACACAGCCCUUCAUCUCUGCGGUCAUGUGGAUACUAUUCAAUUCCUAGUUUCCAAUGGACUCAAAAUUGAUAUUUGCAAUCAUCAAGGUGCUACACCCUUAGUUCUGGCAAAGCGCAGAGGCGUGAAUAAAGAUGUCAUCCGAUUGCUGGAAUCUUUGGAAGAACAGGAAGUAAAAGGAUUUAACAGAGGAACCCACUCAAAACUGGAGACCAUGCAGACAGCUGAGAGUGAAAGCGCCAUGGAAAGCCAUUCUCUCCUCAACCCCAACCUGCAGCAAGGCGAAGGGGUCCUGUCCAGCUUCCGAACCACGUGGCAGGAGUUUGUAGAGGACCUGGGCUUCUGGAGGGUUUUGCUCUUGAUCUUCGUCAUUGCUCUGCUGUCUCUCGGCAUUGCCUACUAUGUGAGUGGGGUGCUGCCUUUCGUGGAAAACCAGCCUGAACUGGUGCAUUAAAGGAGCUCAUAGAAGAGGAGGCACAUGCCUGUUCUGGCUUCCAGUGUUUCUCAGUUUCUCAAGCUUGUUUUCGUGCAAGGCAGUGAGGGCUGUACAUGUUUUUCUUUUUGCAGUUUUAUAUAGUGUAAUCCUUUUAGAAUGACGUGUUCAUCUGAACUAACUACUUAGCGUAGUCAAGUAUAUCGCAUCCCAAAGCUACCUCUAACUCCACGUGACUUCUUAGCAACACAUAGCCUUGUUUGAUAAAAACAUGGAAGUGACUAAAGAAAGGAAGAUAAAGGAAACCCUUACUAUAGAAACCUUACCCUCAUACAGGACCAGCUAAAGUGAAGUGUUCAAAAAGAAAUUUUAGGUUUUCUUUUAUGAUUGGUUUUGAUUGGUGAUUUUGUUUUGUUCUUGUUUAUUUUUGCAAGAGCCUUUUUUUAUUUACAGUCUCUGAGAAUAGACAAGAGAAUGAAACAUUCAGUUUAAAACUUGAAGUGCUUUUUUCAAAUCCUGCAUAGUAAAUCAGUAUUGUUGGAAUCUCUUUGGUUUAUUUUAACGCUUUCAAAUCUAGUCACAAACCAAGUAGAACUUUUGAAAGUGAGCUAUAUUUUAUUCAAAAAUGAUAGGUUUGAUCUUAUAUUUAUUUGUUUUAGAGUAAUUUUUUGUAAACUGCUUUACUUAUUAAUAUCUAUAAGAAAUGAAGAGUUCAUUUUGUUCACUUUUCAAUUUCCCUUAGUGUUUUUUUCAAGGAUGGUCUGUUCAUUAAAUAUAUAGUCAGAAAGCUUUUUCUAUUCACUAGUUGGCAGGAGAAAUAAUUCUGCUAUGUAACUGUCACUGUAGUUUUAUAAUGCUGUUAUCAUGGUGAAAGGUUCACUUUUACACCCUUGCCGUGUUGUCACAAUUGUGUCAUAGUUCAUGGUUAUUUCUCUGACGUGCAACCCUGUCAGAGUCCCUGUAGGAUCAUCACUGUUUCACCCAUGUCAGUUAUUGUCUGGUAGCAAGACGGACGGAGUAUUUCUGAGUUAAUAGUGCUGAACACAAUUGUGCUGGGUGUCAUAAGUGCUUUAUGAAUGGUUAUGUUAUUUAAAUUGAAAUCUGGCCACCAAACUGUAUUGCAGCAUUCAGCAAUAUGUUUGAAGGCCUCUUUUGCUGAUGAUUCUGUUAUGUAUAAAUCAUCUUCUUAGGUUAUUGAAAAGGAGUAUUAAGACUUGAUAAUUAUUCAUUGGAAAUAGUCAGAAAACUAAUGAAAGAAUAGUAAUAUCUUUUAGAACAAAGACAUCUAAGCUACUGCUUAUCGAAUUGUUGCUAGAAUUAGAACUUACAGUUUAGAAUAGAAUUGGUAUUUCUGUGAUUCUUUUUGCUUCUUGUAAUUCUCUCUUUUGCAUUUUUACAUCUAGGACUGAGGUGGCUUUACCCUCUCUUAAACAGCUGUUUUAAAUUCCUGAUUUACCUUGCUGCUUCGAUAUCAGCUCACAGAGUCUUGCUUUUAGGUUAGACAUAAAAUAAAUCUUACUUGCUGUAAAUAUAGAAAAAACAGUGGAUUUUAGAAUGGAGAACACUACAAUACUAGAAAUCAAAGUAUAUUCAGAAUGGAAGCUGUGGAAUUAGCUUUACAUUUGGUUGUAAAUCUAAACAGAUAAGUAAAAUUGAUUAAACAUAUGUACAUAUUUUGCAUUUUUUAAGAUGUUUCCUUUUAGGUUCUCACUUCUUUGUAUCUGUUCUUUGUGUUCAGAAUUCAGAAACAGUACCAAUAAAUGUAUUUAUAAUCUCUUAAUCACAAUCCA
This is a messenger RNA of Phyllostomus hastatus (greater spear-nosed bat), 2769 nucleotides long. RefSeq names its product ankyrin repeat domain 46 (gene ANKRD46). The record is from RefSeq and is a predicted model, not a curated record. The transcript is spliced from 6 exons. Gene Ontology annotation, molecular function: protein binding. Lineage: Eukaryota; Metazoa; Chordata; Mammalia; Chiroptera; Phyllostomidae. Bases 314 to 1000 code for a protein of 228 amino acids.